Molecule: messenger RNA, 1547 nt
Organism: Caenorhabditis elegans
Lineage: Eukaryota; Metazoa; Nematoda; Chromadorea; Rhabditida; Rhabditidae
Gene: T26H5.8
Product: Glycosyl transferase family 11
Exons: 11
Coding region: 290-1387 (365 amino acids)
Biological process (GO): carbohydrate metabolic process
Cellular component (GO): membrane
Molecular function (GO): galactoside 2-alpha-L-fucosyltransferase activity
Source: RefSeq, marked reviewed
UUUCAGAAUUGGAAGCCAUCCGAUACCGCCCAAAAGUACACAGUGUGACUUCCCAAUGAUGUAAACAUCAAUCUGUUAUCAGUUCGUCAUAAAAGAUCGUAUAUUUCUAUUGAACUAAACAGUCUUGAAAUUAUUCUGUAUUUUCCUUAACUUCCAAAAUAUGAAAUUCCAAACCUACAGUUUAAUUCUUUAUUUUUCAGUUUUUGGUAACUGUUCUUCAAUCUCUACUCUAAAAUCAAAACAUUUCCAGGAAUCAUCACUAACAUCUACAUUAUUAUCAAACUAUCAGAUGGAGACUUUUCAAAAUACAAAAGUUCCACCGUCAAAGUGUGUUAUUGAUGUAGAUCAUUUUCUAGAGUUUUCCGAGAAUCGUCAUGUGAUGAAGCUGAAAGAAAAUGAGCUCGCUAUUAUAAACGGAAGGACUGUGCAAACAAUGUUAUACGCAUUUCCAAAUGCUGGAUUAGGAAAUAGACUGUUCGAGCUCAUUUCUCUACUUGGAAUUGCAAGUACACUUCAGAGAAGAGCAGUUAUAAAUGCUACAAAUCCGAAUUACAUGAGUCAUUUGCAUCAAACCAUGCAACCACUGUUCCCAAAAUUAGUUGAACAGUUUGAGCUGAGAGUGAUACCAGAAAGCUCGGUAGCUCGGCAGCAAAUCAAUUGGAGUAGAUGUUGCAUUUUUGAUGAUCCUGCGAAAGUUUUGGAUAUCUCAAAUCAACAUGUUAUACUGGAUGGACACUAUUUCCAGAGUUUUAAAUACUUUCACCAUAUCCGAACGAAGAUCCGAGAGUGGAUGGCGCCAAAGGAACUCGCAAAAUCGAAAGCUGAGAAAUUAAUUCCAUUUAGUGUUAAAGAUAAUUUUAUAAUAUGUCCUCACAUACGGAGAGGAGACUUCGAGACCGAUGGGCUUCAUCAACCAUCGGACCCAACAUUCACACGCGCUGCCACAGAUUUUCUGGUGGAAAAGUAUCAAAAAACACGGAGACAUGUGACUGUUGUAGUAUUUGGUAAUGAUAUGAGUUUUGCGCACACAGUCUUUGAAGAUCGAGUCGGUAAUAUUUCAUUUGCCUUAAACCCAAAUGCCACUGCACUAAACUACACUUUACCGGAGUAUUCACCCACAUAUGAUGUAAUUUUAACCCCACAAUCUACGCCAGAAAUUGAUCUAGCAUUUUCAAGAACUUUUUGCGAUGCCACAUUGUUUACGGGACCUUCUUCAACUUUUGGAUGGUGGCUAUCAUAUUUAGCAAAAAGUUCGGCGAAGGUUUAUUAUAGAGACAUUCUGGAAACAAAAGAUGGGGUAAUCAACGACAUGAAGGUUGAAGACUUUUACCCGCCAGAAUGGAUAAAAUUGAGGACAAAUGAGUACGGGUCGAUUGGUAGCUCUUGAAAUGAAGAGAAAAAGAAUGGGUUCUAAAUUUUACGGGAACUUUCAAAUGAAUAGUAUUUUUUUGUCAUGCAAUUUCUAAUAGUUUUCGAAUUUAAAAUUUAAUUUUUCAAACAUUAACUUCAAAUAAAAACAGAUUGUUAAAUACUCCUUAUCUCCUUAU